Macrosiphum euphorbiae (potato aphid) is the source of this 2043-nucleotide messenger RNA. NCBI's taxonomy places the organism in Eukaryota, Metazoa, Arthropoda, Insecta, Hemiptera, Aphididae. The record is from the annotation of a GenBank genome assembly.
AUGGAUGGAAACCAGGAAAAUGCCAAUAAAAAAGCACUUCAAUUAAUUAGACAUUUGGAGUUUUUGCAGUAUUCUUUUUUUGACGGUCGGCCAGAAUGGACAACCAUAAAAAAGGAUGAUUUAAAAUUGUUUAUGGCAUACACAUAUUAUGACUAUCCAUUAAAUGAUGAACAUAAUAAUGAUUUAAAAGAUAUUGAUGGUGAAAACCUUAAUGAUAUAUUUAUGUUAUAUAAUAAUGAAGUUCAAAAAAGCAUCUUGACUAUCGUUAAGAAAAUAGAGAAAUUUAUUCCUAAUGAUCAAAGUUGUAGUUUGGAAGUAGGAGUAACUAUAACAUAUAGUAUUUGUAAAAAAAAGUGCAAAUUGCUUGAUACUACUAAUGCCUGUUGUAUUUCUCCUGACAAGGAUAUUAUACAUCAAUGGAAAUUAAUCCGAAUAAAGGUAAAUAGUCAAGUUCUUUUUGUGGAUUUUAUAGCCGGGAGAACAUACAAAAAUUGGGAUGAUUAUAUGGAAAAUAAUACACUUCCUGAAGGAAAUAUAUUCUACCCAAAAUCAGGGGUUUAUGAUGAAACAAAUUCUUUAAUACCAUUUACAACACCGGCUUCUAGAAAAGGCAAACAAAUUUUAAAAAAUGUUGACUUAUCCAUGCGAUUAGCAAAUGCUGUUGGCGGUGCAUCAUUAAUGUAUGGUUUGUUAAAUCCAAUGACAGCACCUUUAGUGAUACUUUCUGCAGCAUCAAUUGGAUCUUCUUCUAUAUGGGAAGCAGGAAGGGAGAUUCAAAAUCUUAUAGACAUUUAUCGACACAAACAAUGCUUAACAGUAUCACAGUUAUGUAAAGAAUGGGUUAAAUUAUCUCUUACAAUAACUGGUGCAGUAACAGCAUUAUUACCAGUAAAGGCUAUAGCUUCAGUAUCUACAGAAGUCAAAGUGAUAACUAAUGCAUCAAGACUGGGAAAGUCUAUGGAUCUUUUACAAAAAGGUGUUAGUAUUACCCGAUAUUCAUUAGAAAUCAUCCAUACCACCCUGAAUAUCAUGGAUAAAAAAUCUAAACUAAGAUGGGAAGAUGCCUUAUCACUCAGUUUGGAUUUGUUCAUUAUUACAGGAUCACUAGCUCCUAUAAAAGAUAUUAAGAAUAUUAUGAUUGGCAUGUCAUCAGAAGCCGUGUGGUUACCGAUUUUCAAAACCAUGGAGACAUUUCCUUACUAUCUGAGUCAACACUUUUGGAAAUCCGUUUACUUUUUCAAAAUGCACUUUGACGUUUUCACAGAGCGAGUAGUGAUGUUUCGCAUGGGUAAACUUACGCUGGACAAUCUGUUGUUCGCAUGGCAGAAGAUCUACCACCUGAUGAACGUCUACCAGAAACAAUUGGCUGCACUAGACAACAGCGACCUGUUGCGACACGUCGUAGACUGCGUCGUGGCAGAUGAGAGAGUGAAGUAUGUGCUGCGUAGCCAGCACAUUUUAAAGCUGCUGGAUGGUUUGCACAGGGAAGCGGUGAAGAGGUCUGGAACCCACCGGGCCCUGGCUAAGUAUUGCGUGGAUCGCAUCAUGCAGGAAGCGAAGAAGUUGUCCUCGCUGCACGACGACUCUUUGGUCGAAUCAGCCAGGUUGGGUGAGAUGCGCUCAAAGGUGAACGAGGAGUUUUGCAAGAUGUUCGGGCUGGACAAUUGUUCCAUGGACCAGUAUGUCAAGUGGGCCAUUUUCGAGGUUGGCCGUGACCCGGCAGCUCUGUUGGCUGAGUACAAGGAGCACACUUUGCUCCCAGAAAACAAGUAUGAUGACCAACUGUUGUACAGCGACACACUUAGCACUGACCGGUUGGUCAAGGCGUACUCGUUGUUGGCGCCAUGUCAUGCGCUGGACAUAGAAAGCUGUGUGGGGUUUGCUAACAUGCUCUAUCCACAGCCGCAUGGGUACCGAAAUCACGAAUUUGUGCAGUCCCCCGAUGAAAACAUAUCCUUUCUCGUGUUAUCAGGCGAGAUUGUGUUCUUUGGCGUCGAACUGUUCGACGGGGAGCCCAAGAUGAAUGUCUGCUUUUACAGUUGA